Tricharina praecox is the source of this 684-nucleotide messenger RNA. RefSeq lists its product as uncharacterized. Bases 1 to 684 code for a protein of 227 amino acids. The transcript has 2 exons. Gene Ontology annotation, molecular function: nucleic acid binding; zinc ion binding. The record is from RefSeq and is a predicted model, not a curated record. Lineage: Eukaryota; Fungi; Ascomycota; Pezizomycetes; Pezizales; Pyronemataceae.
AUGAGCGCCCCAUCUCCCAGCAAACCCGGCUUCAUGCAACGCGCGGCGUACUCGAGCCCCAAUAACAAGACCGCAACGGAAGCGAUCAAGGCGGCCACAGCUGAAGAGGAUGCGCGCCGUGAGGCGGCGACGCUGGCGCUGCGUCCGAAGAAACAGUCGAGCGGCGAUGCUGAGACGCGGUGGGAGCUGUCGUAUGUGCGCUCGUCGCAGCGCAGCGCCGGGAUGAAGGUGGUCAACAUGGGCUUUGCGCAGCUAGGGGAGGAUGAAAAAGAAGAAGACGACGAGGAAGAGGAGGAGGUGAAGGAAGAGAAGGAGACUACCGGACGCAUGGUCUUUGGGAACUUCCGGAAAAAGAACUUCGAGGAAGGCACUCCGAGAAAAGGGGAGGAUGGUUCCGAUGACAGUGAUAGCUCGGAGGAGGAGGAGGAGGAGAACACGCCCAGGAGGAAGAAAGAUCCGCUGAAGGGAUUGACCGGUAUUUCCAAUGCUGGGAGGGCUGGGCUGGCGACUAUGAAGUGUCAUAGCUGCGGCAAGAACGGGCACAAGUCUUCCGAUUGCCCCAAGGCGGAGUGCUAUGCUUGUGGUGGGAGGGGUCACAUGAGUAACGAUUGCCCCAACCCCAAAAAGAAGCGGCGCAACGAUGGAGGUGAUUCCUGGCCUAGGAAGGCGAGGAAAUCCAUGUGA